This is a messenger RNA of Giardia duodenalis, 2730 nucleotides long. RefSeq lists its product as uncharacterized. Lineage: Eukaryota; Fornicata; Diplomonadida; Hexamitidae. The transcript has a single exon. The record is from RefSeq and is a predicted model, not a curated record. The coding region runs from base 1 to 2730 and encodes 909 amino acids.
AUGUAUCAGUCCUCUUCCGAUUCAGAGAUAGAAACACCCUCCAGAAUUGUUCGCUUGCAGAAGCCUCAGCAGCUCUCUGCUAGGUCGCUCGUUAAUGUGUACUACGAGAUAACCUCGUCCUUUAGUCUGUUAUUCACAGGCAUGAUUAACAACAACGUCGUUUAUGGAAAGGGCCUGAAGAUGGAACAGGCCUCCACCCUUUGUCUCUACACUCCCAACAUAAAGCAAGUCAUUAUAGUUGGAAACGUCUACGUUCUCCGUACCAUGGACAGCCUUGCUAUUUAUUCCGAUGCCGGCGUACACCUCCUGAACCUAGAUGGUGCAUGCACACACAUUGAGGCGCUAUCCCCUCACCUCUUUGCUGCCUUGGAAAGCGAGUCAGACGGCUUUCUUCUCAAGGUGUACGACACUACCGGCAUGCUCCUCUACCAAAGACACAGUCCCACCACAGGCUCCCCCUAUAGCUUUAGCGCUGACUCUGCCACGACACCAAAGUGCAAGAUAGUUAGUUCCUAUUCUACCGUACAAAAGGGGGUGACAGACAUCUGCAUUUCACUGACAGAUGUGCUGAUUGUCUUGCAUGUUGUCACUAUUCAACACAACACGGUGUAUUAUCGCACGCGUGCUAAGAGCAAGCCCUUCAGGUCUCCCGCUCUUCCCACUAAUUCGAAGAUGAAGUGCAAGAUUGAGCCCUUUGUUGACGAACUGCACAGUGGCCUAUUGUGUUCCUUUGAGCUUCCUUUUAAUAUGCUAGCAUUCGACAUAGUGGGUGUGGCGGUAGAAGGACCUACAGCGCCGUCUGAUGCUGUUUCGGUCUCUUCUUCCAGCCUAGGGAACGAUUUGGGUCCCCUGGAGGAGCACAGCGUACGCAUCUUUAUUCAUGACAUCAAGCAGCGUCACGUCCUCAGCUUUGCGCUCAACGUAUCAACUGUUGAGCCACUCAAAACUCAGUCCAAGCAUGCCAUAGACACCUCGACCAUGAAGCUUUCUGCUGGGAACUUCCGAAUCUUGAAGAAUGGAAUAGAAAACAAGCUAUUCUUCAACGAGUAUGACAAUUCGUUGAUCGAUUUCUCACGCAACAAGAGAUACUCUUUCCAGGAGAAGCCCUACCCCUCUGGCCUUCAAGACUCAGCUGCACUAGUGCUUUUUCAUCCUAACUAUAAUAUGAACAAGUGUACGCUUGCAAUGGUCAGCCCGCAGAGUGUAUCAACUGUGCAGCUUCUCAUGGAGACAAGCAUUCCUACCAGACCAAACCAAAGCAUAAUGACAUUCGAUAGGCUAGCAACAGGAAAUGCCGCGAUUCCUGUGGAAAAUUUAUUUUCCACCACCAUUGGGCCACCCAAGGUCUCUACGCUAUCAGUUAAUCUGAACACUUCACUCCUCAUGAAGCAGAGCGUCCCAUCACCUAAGCCCGAUCCUAUUGAUGUCAUUGAUGUACUCUCUGUUGCUUUGGACGAAGCUGGCCAAUUGCCAGCUCAUGGUGACACAUCCUCACCCACGCUAAGUCAGGCCAAGGAGGCGCUGCUACCUUCGUGCAAGAGCGACCCCGCUUUGUGCGAAGUAGUAUCUCUAAAGUUGCGCCCUCCGGGGUCCUCGAAUACUGUUUCCAUUCACCCACAUAGCAAACAAGGCACCCCAGGGCAGCAGCACCAGCAGGUCUCGGCGGCUCCAGCAUUCCCCUUGAACGUGGCCGAGCGCAUAGAGAAGAACAUCCAGAAGGAGAUGGCGGCGGGAUUAAGUUGUAUUUCCGACCUUCUUGCUCCAAAAGUUCCUCUAGAGGUUAAAACAGCGUCCAGGCUACACGAUAUUAGUGUAAAACUGGAUAAAAUAGGGAAAACAGUGGAGGAACUGGCGACAAGAUUAAUCACUACUCUUAAGAAAGAGCAAAAGUCGUCGAGGGUGGAGGCGGCGAUGCGAACUAUGGAAGCCUUACUUUCUAAAGACUUUCACUGUCGAUAUGAAAAUCUAUCGCUCACGGAAGACACACCUCCCGCCGCCCAAGAGCCUGACACCGUUCCUCCACUGCUGCAUACAUUGGAUGAAAUUUGCGCCAUGGUCCCGAGAGAGACACAGGAAAACAUCAUCCCAGAGCUUCCAGAUGGUGUCAGCACGCAGAGUCUUCUUAUUCAGUAUAUUCACAGCGUUGUGUUUAGAGAGACAACGCUCGUUACUGCCAGAAUGCUUCAUACCUUUGAACGCGAGUUCGCCUUCCGCAUGAAUGAAAGAAUAAAGGAAAUGAUGGCACUGGUUGAGAGCAGAACUGUCACUAUGAUAAAGGAGUCUAUCGCUAGCUGUAUCAAAAAGUGUCAACAGACAAAGGUAUCAAUUGAGCCGAAACAGUCUAGUGCAUUUCAACAGCACAAUGCUGCGAGUGACGACCGUACAUUGCAAGAGUUGAUUGGGCGCAUCACGGCUUGUGAGCAGCAGAUUCGUCAGAUCUCUAGCAAGCUGCAUAAGCCCCCAGAGCAACCAAAGCCCCAUAACCCUGUUCCACAGACCGUCAUGCCAGAGCCUCCACCGGUGCAACGCCUAACAAUCUCGAAAGCUACAGCGCCUUUCCGGCUUUCUCCCCCUUCAGAGCCAGCGCACACGUCAUUAUCAUUAUGGCCUUCUAGUCACGCUACAUCGGCACCCGUCACGCCCCAAUUGUCUUUUCAAGGGUCUACCGUGACCAUUCCCCGCCCAGACCUCACUCUGAGUACUUCUAAGGCCAAGCCGCCGGAAAUGUGA